AUGCGAGCUCUAAGAUGGCUGAUCAUCGUGCUCAGUGCUCAAAGUGCACGGAGUGAUGUCCUUCCGCAAGAUGCGCUCUGUGUUACCGCCGUUUACUCGGCGUAUAAUUACAUCUCUUUCGCCGGGGUCCCGGCAAAAGGCAUGUGGGAUACGCGAUGUCAAAACCCGCUCAAGGUCACGUCUAUAUACGCAGCCUCUGAGAUUUACUGCAGUGAUGGAGAGCGUACAGCCGGCCUGGCACAGCUGGCGGCCAUUUGCCGGGAGUUCGGCCAUCACGAGCUGCUUCCAAGAGAUGUUGUCGCCGAGAAUUUAACCGAGGAGGCCAUCCACAGCAUGAGAACUGUAGACUAUUUAGAGCUAUCGCGGGCGGACUAUGCGCAUACUCCGGUCCUUCUUUCCGCGUCCUAUUUCAAUCGCAUGUUCAAUACUAUCGACUCUUGGCAAUUUGAAACAUGGUCUCACCAUGCAUUCGGCUAUAUGGGGUACGCCUAUUGGGGUGGGAUAUGUUUACUUGGAAUCUUGUGCCGCCUAUGCGAGUGGAUGUUCUAUAGACGACAGCAUCAAUUUGGACCCAGUCCAGAGUCCAACAUCCCUCCCUCAACUGACAUUUGGUAUGGAUUGCCGUUAGUGAGAGACGCCUGCCGUUGGAUGCAAACGUAUCUGAUUACCCCAGCUCCAAUUGUUGGUCAGGGGAGAUAUUUACUCGGUUUUACAUUCUCAUCACGGGUGGAGGCGCUCGCGGUAUUGGGCUUUUGGUUUCUCGGCAUCAUUUUUACAGUGGUGGGCUACCGAACCUUCCCAGGAAAUAUCUAUUGGCCUGACGUCAAGAGUCAGGUUUUACGCUAUUCAGCAGAUCGAACUGGCAUUAUGUCGUUUGCCAAUCUCCCUUUGCUGUGGCUCUUUUCUGGGCGCAACAACGUAUUGAUCUGGGCCACCGGAUGGAGUUUCCCGACGUUCACUAUUUUCCAUCGCCAUGUAGCCCGAAUAGCUACCCUGCAGGCCGUGGCCCUCUUUGCUAUAACUCUAGUGAUUGUCACGUCUUUGGAUCGGAUCCGUGUCGUAUCCUACGAGAUAUUCUUGGUUGCACACAUUCUGUUUUCUGUUAUCACGCUUGUGGGAUGCUUUUACACUUUGCACCGACUGACACCCAGGAGCCAUACGAUUGUAUUCGAAGGGCAUGAGUACUGGCAGUAUCUGUGGCCUUCGAUCCUAGUAUGGGCGCUUGACCGUUGUUUGAGGGUCAUUCGACUAUUCUAUUGCAACAUCCACGUCAAACUGUCCAGGCGCAGAUUGAUUCAUACUACAGAGACCCGCAUGGCAUAUGACGAAGCAGCUGAUGUCAUUCGAUUAGAAGUGACUCCUGGGAUGCAACUAUUACAGCCCACGCCAGGCAGCUACUAUUUCCUAUAUCAACCAUUCCGCUUCUUUGGCUGGGAAAACCAUCCCUUCACUGUUGGGGCUUGGACUUACGAAGUAGGGUCACGAGAGACCCUGUUACAAGUACCUGGCAAGCCCGAUGAGUCCUUGGAUGUUUCCCAGCUGCCGCUUCUGUCCGAGACCGUUCCCGAACAUGAAAGGUUGAAUGAUACAGAACCGUCAUCAGAAGGCACGGAGUCAAUGAUCCUGAAGCUGAUCUUCUGGGUUCGUCCUUAUCAUGGUUGGACCCAGCAAUUGCGCCGGCAAUGUCUGCGCGCGUCUAACCAGCCUGUCCAUACCACUCUUCUUCUCGAAGGGCCGUACGGGUACAGCUUCCCGAUGUGGAGAUACGAGUCAGUGUUGAUGAUCAUGGGAGGCACUGGGAUUGCUUCGGCCAUACCAUAUCUCCAGGACCACAUUCGGAGGUGUGCCAAUGGUAUGGAUGGAAUCUCGGAGGAGACAUCACAAACCCGGGAUAUCGAGUUGGUUUGGACCGCGAGACAGUCAGCCUUUCUUUGUGACAUUGCCCAUCGAGAACUGAGACCGUUGCUUAGCCGCGAAGACUUCCAUGCCUCUUUCUAUACCACACGGCCCUCAGAGAGAUCUUGUGCAGAUUUGGAUGAUCUCGGAUAUAGUGUCCAGAUGGGCCGACCGCAUCUGCAAUCUCUCAUUACGAGCCGGGCUUGCGACGCAUCAAUGGCAGGAAUCAAGCUUGCCAUCCUGGUUUGUGGUCCAUCUGGGAUGGCCGACGAGGCGCGUGCAGCAACCCACCGUGCGAUGCGACAAGGCUACCAGUCGAUCAAAUAUGUGGAGGAGUCCUUCACCUGGUGA
Molecule: messenger RNA, 2247 nt
Organism: Penicillium canariense
Lineage: Eukaryota; Fungi; Ascomycota; Eurotiomycetes; Eurotiales; Aspergillaceae
Product: ferric reductase family protein
Exons: 6
Coding region: 1-2247 (748 amino acids)
Biological process (GO): intracellular iron ion homeostasis; copper ion import; iron ion transport
Cellular component (GO): plasma membrane
Molecular function (GO): ferric-chelate reductase activity
Source: RefSeq, a predicted model, not a curated record